AUGGAUUCCACUCUGAUUAUACAUUGGGUAUUUACCUGGCUGACAAUUGGCUUGAUCCUUUUGCGGCUUCUUAUGCGGAAGCUGAAAGGAUUGCGGUUUGUCCUGGGCGAUUAUUUCUCAAUGGGAGCGAUCCUAUGUGUGCUCGCCCGCCUCGCCUUGGUCCAUGUUAUUCUCAUAUGGGGGACCAACAAUAUGACUCCCACUUUUCGACAAACACACCACUUCACUCUAGAGGAGAUCCGUCGCAGAGAGAUCGCGAGCAAGUUUGUACUCGUCAAUCGCGUUUUCUACAAUUCAUAUCUGUGGCUUCAAAAAUUUGUUCUUUUAGAUACGUAUAGAAGAUUGCUUACCCAGCUAAGUUGGGAGAAGAUCACGAUGAUCUCCUACGUUGGGGUAUUGGCAGCGACAUAUCUCACGGUCCAGAUCGUGACCUUUACUGAGUGCGAUCCUUUCUCUAACUACUGGCUCGUUUACCCUGGAGACCCAGGAGUAUGUUGCCAAGCACAGCUCCAAUUGAUCGUCCUCGGCGUGUUAAACAUCAUCACCGAUCUCAUGCUGAUCGCGUUGCCGAUUCCGAUUCUAGUUAUGGUCAAGCGAUCCACCAUCGAAAAACUCCAAUUAGCUGUUCUCUUCGGGGUCGGCCUAUUCAUAUUAGCAGAACAACUUGGGCGUCGAUUGAGUUACUCGCUGCAGCCGUCGUUGCCAAUGCCCCAUGUCCUGUACGGACUACUGAAAGGACACAGACAGCGCUCUAAAUACGCGGCGUCAGGGGCUGGAUCGGCUGGACCAUCGUGGCAGGGACUACAACAAAGAUCGGCAACAAAGGAGCCGGAUUUCGAACUUCAAGGGAUCACUCAUAGUAAGCGAGGGUCUUCUCUUGGUUCAAAACUAUCUUCUAGGAAUUAUGUGGAUAUCGAUGGUCAGAGCAGCCAGUCGUUGACACGAAGCCUAGAGAAGUGA
This is a messenger RNA of Penicillium cosmopolitanum, 960 nucleotides long. RefSeq lists its product as uncharacterized. The record is from RefSeq and is a predicted model, not a curated record. Lineage: Eukaryota; Fungi; Ascomycota; Eurotiomycetes; Eurotiales; Aspergillaceae. The transcript is spliced from 5 exons. Bases 1 to 960 code for a protein of 319 amino acids.